Fopius arisanus is the source of this 3031-nucleotide messenger RNA. RefSeq lists its product as uncharacterized. Lineage: Eukaryota; Metazoa; Arthropoda; Insecta; Hymenoptera; Braconidae. The transcript is spliced from 3 exons. The record is from RefSeq and is a predicted model, not a curated record. Bases 495 to 1316 code for a protein of 273 amino acids.
AAUUUUCAACUGAAUUGAUUGAAUUUUUGGAUUUUAAAUUGAUAAAAACAUACAUCAGAUUUUUUUUAUUCAUCUGGAGGCUGGAGCUGCUUGAAACGAUCCACUCGAUUUUGAAGAACCAACAGAACAAUCCGAGUAAUAAACAAUAAUUUAAACCAGUGAUCAUCACAUCUUUCAUCACGAGAUGAAAGUACAGAAAAGGGUAAUCAUGUGUAUUUCUGCAAACGUCGUGUUACUUACCCUAAACUAAUAUUAACAAUGAACGAAAAAAAAAAAGAAACAAAAAAUUGUAUCAUAAUAAAUUCACUGUAAUAUUUAUUUACUCGAAUUAUAUACAUUGCUUAAAACUUGAAUAAACACGACAUUUCGAAUUUGGCAUUGAAGGGAGAAAACAAAAUAGUCGUUUCGCUGUUGUUUUUAUUUUUUAGUUUUCACUACCGUCGAGUCAUUUUCGUCAUUAACUGUUCAUUAAGUAUUUGUUAAAUCCUCGUGGUAUGGAGAGGAUUGAUUGGAGUGAACCGGAUGCCGUUGGAGUGAAUGUCAGAGCAUCACAAUGCGUAAAUCCUGUCCCAGAGUCUUUGAAGGAAGUCACUGAAUUAAUGGUCUCUGUGAACAGAUGUUUGGAGGAUUGUGCUGUUGGAUGGCAGGCAAUAUUAUCCAAGAAACAGUGGAGAAUUUUAGACUCACAAUCUAAAUUCCAAUCGUGGGAACACUCUCUGUUGGCGAGAACAUAUUUAGCUGACAGAAUUCUUGAUGAGGAGUUUAAAAAAUUGAGACUCGCUGCGAACAAAUUGCUAAAGGAUUUCAACGAUUUCAUUGGUCUGUUGAAGGGAAAAAAUUCAAAUGGAGCUGAAUGUAUGGGAAAUCAAGAGGUGAAUUGUCCUCUGAGUGUGAGGACGAAUCCCAUUGUCUCGCCACUCGAUCUUUCACUUCUCGAUGAUGAUAAAUCAUCAGAGGAGAAGGCUCCCAAGAGACGGAGCAAGAGGUUGGCUGAAACUUCUAGGAAUACGGUGCAACAGUCUUUCGCUGAUCUCAUAAAAGCUAAAAUUGAUCUUGACACGAAAUUUCUGGGGUUUGAGGCGGUACUCAAUGGCACUGGAACCUCUCCUGCUCCAACAUCUGAAGGGACCAAGUGUCUCUGCCAAAUUUGUUCGAGUGUUCUGGGUAGUGUAAUUGAUAACGACGAAAUCCUGAGAGAAGCUGUGACAAAACCAAAAAUUCGAAGAAUGUCUCGAGUAAAGAGCAAAAGACUGAUGAAAUCUCAAAAAAUUUGGAAGCGAAACACUGGGAAAAUCGCGAAUGAGUCCAACCGAUGAAUUCUGAACAAUAAAUUUCCGAUGGUAAAAUAAUUAAAACAGGUGGAAAAUCGAGAGAAAAAAAAAACCCAAGUGAAAGGUAAAAAACAGAGAAGACACGCGUUUGGAAGUAAUUUAUAAACAUUCUUCGUUGAAUCAAUCGUCAAUGCACGAUCAACUUUUAUUAUUGUUACAAUAAAAUGUGAAAUAUAUAAUUUUUAAAAAUCUUUCUCUCAUAUUUUUACUAUUAAAACGUAAUUAAAAUUCUCAUCUGUUUAAUCGACAAUUGCGUAUGAAUAAAUAUUUCAUUGAUCGUGCCUUCAGUUUACGACUCGUUUCCCUCAAUUUCUGCCUGAUAAUAUCUGGAAGGAUUAUUUUAAUUGCUAGCCAAUCAUUGCACGCGUCAUAAUGUUGAUUACAGACUAGAAAUCAUUUCAUCACUCGUAAUAUCACAUAAUAUCAUCUAAAAAAUUAUGCAAUUAUCAUGGAUGAAUAAAUGAGGGGAGAGAGACAUUGAUAGAAAUUUAUUUUGUUCUAAUAGUAGGAAAGAAAAAUUAUUCCAAGAAAAUGAAAGGGAAAGUUCUGCGAGGAUUGAAAUUUAGUGAAUACAAUCUGCGUAAUUUUUGUGCCGAGGAAGUUGUAUUGAUUCUUCUCUACUAUUUAGCAGGGAAAUGUGAUUUUUUAUCAUGUUUUCACUAAGUUACAUUGAAUUGCUCUCAUUUUCGCAUCUCUCUCAGCCCUAAUUUGGACAUCGGCCCAAUUCAUCGUGAUAAAGCAAAAGUACUCUACACUCAGAAAAAAAAUUGAGUUAUCAAUCAAAUCUUACUUGUAUCGACUAAAUCGUCUAUUAAAAAUGAUGGAAAAAUUAUUUCUUCAGUCAGACAGAAAAUUAAUUUGUAAAUUUAAAUAAUAAAAAUAUGACAGCAAUCUUAUGACUUGAGGACAAAAUACUAAAUGAUGAACUUGUCACAGUGAAAGGUAUUUUGAAAUUCAAAAAAGGCACCCCUUGAACCUUUCGUUAUAUUUCGUUCUUGUAAAGCAGAGCAACUAUUCAUGAUUGAGAUUUUCGAAUUUCAGCGGGACAUUGUUUUUCUUAAAUUUUCAACAAACGAUUCUGUUGGACCAAACAAGACUUGGUUGACAUCUUUUUCAUUUUUCUCUCAAUGUAGAGUAAUCGCGUGUCUUCAUUACGUUAUCUUCACAAUUAUGUAUACAUUUACAGUAAGUAAUGAUAAUAAUCAACGUCUAUUACUCUGCACAUAAAUAUUUGCUAACAGAGGAUUUGUUAUUUCGAUUUUAAAAAAUGAAUAGAUUCGUUUUUGAAACAUCAUGGGGACAUUUUGCCUUCAAAUUCAUCGAUUUUCGCUUCGUCGUCGUGUGAUAAACUCGAUAUGUUCACGCUAAAAAAAUGUUUUCGGAGAAAAAAUGAAGAUAAAUUGCUAGUAAAGUGGUAAAACGAUCUAGGAAGCUUUCAUUAAUAUUUUUUAUACCGCAUUCAAUACUUGAUAUUAUGCAAAUUGGUGUUAAUCUUCAAUUUCAUCAUUGAGAUAAUACAAAACUAAAAAAAAUUAUUUCGACGCCCGAGCAUUUGGGAAAACUACAAGAAAAAAACAUAACAGUGAUUAUAGAUUAUUCUUUUUUUUGCUACAAUUAAAAUUUUUAUCAUUUCCCAGCAGCUCUCCAACACAUUUCGCGCACCAAUUUCAUUCACACUCGUCUUUUCAAUGAAAUUCCCA